This is a messenger RNA of Zingiber officinale, 1480 nucleotides long. Its product is annotated as protein SMALL AUXIN UP-REGULATED RNA 10-like. Gene Ontology annotation, biological process: response to auxin. The transcript has 2 exons. The record is from RefSeq and is a predicted model, not a curated record. The coding region runs from base 819 to 1307 and encodes 162 amino acids. Lineage: Eukaryota; Viridiplantae; Streptophyta; Magnoliopsida; Zingiberales; Zingiberaceae.
AUUCCGAUCAAACCAACCUCGCUCUCUCUUGCGUCGGAUGAUUGUUACCUCAUUUAUCUUUCCUUGCUGUUUCAAUGGCAGUUUAUCCUUCUUAUUGACGACUAUGACGCCGUCUCCAAAACCUCUUGGGGCAAACUGUUUCCAAUUGUGCAAGCUUUCUUCAAAUUUCCUGUUUUCAUGUACAUUUAGAAAGCUUUAAUUUCUUAUCUCAUUAUUAGCUGGAGUGUCUGGAGCCUGAUUCCUGUUGAAGAUUUCUUUCCACGAUCACAUUCAGAAACUGAUUGCUGCUGAUAGAAGGAGAAUAUUAUCAGAUUACAUUAACGUAGCAGGUACUUGUCGUACGAAGUAAUGUCAGGGACCUCACAUGGUGGAUCUCAAUCUGUGGUCUCAGAACACAAACUUAGUCAUCGAAACAUAUAAUCUUGUUAUACAUUUUCUCAGAACUCGACAAGAUUCCCCAUAGAACUCGUCUCGUCGCCAUCAUGUGGUGCCAUGUUACCCAAAUCCACAUCCCUGCUUUCUCGCUUUCAUACUUAAACAUGCCCUCUCAUGCUCUAAAUCCUAAACUAGUUUAUCAGAUAUUCAUUGUCACAUCUUCCCGAUAUUCCUUUCAUUUCAUUCCUAAGGCGUUCAUGAUAUUCGUCUAUCGUGAUUAGAAAUGCUUUAAUCACCUCUGUCCUUUUGUCUUGCAAUAUAUUCCAGCUUUUUAUUUGUCGGACUAACAAAUACUAAAUACUUCCAUCUGAUCUGUUUGGAUCUUUCAUGAAGGAAUUUCUUGUUCAGUCGAAUCUAUAAAGGCCAGAGCUCAGUGAGAGUCGAUGACCCUAAAUCCAUCAUCUACCAUGAGCGACGAGGCGGCGAAGGCGACUGGCAUGAGGCAGAUUGUUCAAGAGUUACUUCAGAAAUGGCAGCCCCUCGCGGUUAGGCCAAAGGAAGACCAACCCAAAACGUCCGGCAAUCCCCCUUCCGUCGACAAGCGGCUGAAGAGUCUGUGUUGGGACUCAGACGAGGAGUGCUGCCAUAGCCCGGAGGCCCCUCCGGACGUGCCCAAGGGAUACUGCCCUGUUUAUGUAGGACCAGAGCAACGGAGGUUUGUGAUACCGACGACCUACCUGGGCCUCCCGGUGUUCAGGCUGCUGCUCGAGAAAGCCGAGGAGGAAUUCGGUUUUAAUCACAAGGGAGUGCUCACGAUCCCCUGCGAGAUCGAGACGUUCAAGUACAUCCUCCAGUUUAUGGAGCGGCAUGCAGAGGGCCUCGUCGAUGAUUAUGAAGGAAAUCCAACUGGGCGAGCAGGGGCUGAGGAAUAGCAACGCCUGGAAUUGAAUGCGUUGAUAUCGAGCUUGCACUCUCUGAAUCGAAUUGUUUGUUGUUUUCUUGUGACAAUUUUAUGUUAGAGAUGGGAUUCAGUUUACAAGCUGAAGGAAUUGGUUUCUUACAUGUUUUAAUAUUUGACAUUGUUUAAAGGCAAUGAUUGAGCUUA